This is a messenger RNA of Psylliodes chrysocephalus, 721 nucleotides long. The record is from the annotation of a GenBank genome assembly. Lineage: Eukaryota; Metazoa; Arthropoda; Insecta; Coleoptera; Chrysomelidae.
GAUUCUUAAAUAUGAACGAGAGCGAUUUUAAAAGCAUUUUGGCUACGACUGCUUCGGUAUGCACAAUUUUGCAGUUUUUAACUGGAACAUUGACCUGCCAAAAAAUUGUUCAAAAUAAAAGCACUGGAGAUAUAUCGCCAUUUCCAUUUGUAAGUGGAUGCCUAGCGACAAGUCUGUGGCUUCGAUAUGGUUUUUUAAUCCAAGACAGUUCAAUUAUUUUGGUCAAUACUGUUGGAUCCACUUUAUUUUUUGCCUACGUUAUAACUUUUUAUUUAUACAGUAUUAACAAGACAACAGUUGUACGUCAAUUCACUGGAUGUAUUUUCAUAUUGAUUAUUAUCCUGAUACAUGUGCACAAUGGUGAAGAUCCAACUAAAGUUAGAACGCACCUAGGAUUAAUAUGCAGUGGAGUUACAAUUCUAUUUUUUGCUGCUCCAUUGGCAUCACUUUUGCAUGUCAUCAAAGUAAAGAGUACUGAGAGUCUUCCAUAUCAUCUCAUUUUUUCUUCGUUCAUUGUUUCUUUGCAAUGGCUUAUUUAUGGUUUCGUUCUGAAGGACACAUUUAUUCAAAUUCCAAAUUUUAUUGGAAGUAUUUUGUCUGGAUUCCAGCUUAGCCUGUUUUUAAUUUACCCGAACAAAGCCAAAUCCUUCUCAAAUGUUUAAAUGUACUUAGAUAUAAUAUAUUGUAGGCUAAGUAUACACAUGUAUGUAUAUAUGGACAG